This is a messenger RNA of Hippocampus comes (tiger tail seahorse), 1565 nucleotides long. Its product is annotated as dual specificity protein phosphatase 8. The coding region runs from base 137 to 1321 and encodes 394 amino acids. The record is from RefSeq and is a predicted model, not a curated record. Gene Ontology annotation, molecular function: protein tyrosine/threonine phosphatase activity; MAP kinase tyrosine/serine/threonine phosphatase activity; MAP kinase tyrosine phosphatase activity. Lineage: Eukaryota; Metazoa; Chordata; Actinopteri; Syngnathiformes; Syngnathidae. The transcript is spliced from 5 exons. Gene Ontology annotation, biological process: peptidyl-tyrosine dephosphorylation; negative regulation of MAPK cascade. Gene Ontology annotation, cellular component: cytoplasm.
UCAUAGUUUGGAAUCAGUCUAGAGGAGAAUCGAGAACGAACGCUACGUCGCUGGCGUGGAGUGAAAGAAUCUGCAGAACUGCAACUGACACCGACGGGAACAAAAACGCAAUUUUUAGAGAAAGAAAUAUCACAAUAUGGUCUGGUCCAUGGAGGGAGAGACAGAGCGUCCUCCUCUGUCCAUCAUCCUGCCAAGGCUCUACCUGGGAGCAGAGAGCGAUGUGACGCAGGAUGGACUGGCCUCUCUGGGAAUCUCCUACGUGCUGAGCGUGAGCCGCUGCAGCCCCCGACCUUCCUUCCUGCCCUGCUCCAGAUACCUCCGCAUCCCCAUCGAUGACUCCCUGUGGGAUGACCUGCUGCCCUGGAUCCCUCAGGCUCUACGUUUCAUCGACGCAGCGAUGUCUUCCGGUGCCUCGGUGCUGGUUCACUGCGCAGCCGGAAUCUCUCGCUCUCCGGCCCUGGCCGUUGCCUACAUCAUGUACAGCUCGGGAAUGGAUCUGGACCACGCCUACAGGUUUGUGAAAGAGCGCCGACCCUCCAUUUCGCCGAAUUUCAACUUCCUGGGUCAGUUGCAGCACUUCCAGGGCACCCUGCGUCGGCAGGCCUCCAGUGACAACUUCCCCAGCCGGCCGCCGGACAACGGCCUCCCAUCCACGGACGGCAGUAACAAUCGCAGCGCCACCAUUCCCAAAAUGAAUGAUCAGGCCGGCGGCAAGAGUGACAGAUCAGCGGAAGAGAUGCAAACGUGCCCAGAGAAUUUCUGUCAGCUGAGACAUUCGAAUCCAGACGCAAACGGGAACCGGCAGAUUUCCUCGUCGGGGAAACGGUGGACUCACAAUAACAACCAGCGGGAAAUCCAGACACCCUGGGGGCUGCCCGAUCCGAGCCCCUGUGUAUUGAUUAAACCAGCACCAAAGCCCGCACCACACCCAGCUGCGGUCUCCCCUUCUCUCUCGGAGAGGCGCAAAAGCCUCAGCCUCUGCUUGACCCCCUUGGGGAAGGGCCCUCCCUCGGCGACGUGCGACGGCAUGCGAGCCAACAGUCCCGAUUUGCCCAGGGGUGUCCACGAGGAGGAAGCGGCGGCGGCGGCAGAAAAAAAACGGGAGGCAAAGACCUUGCGGAGGCAUGCGGGGGAGAUGCGGGAGAAGCGGAGUCCUUCGCCGGAAAAACACCACACCUCGGAGGCGAAGGAGCAGGGCCUUCUUUCGCCGCUCAGCUGCACGCUCAACAAACUGCUGGACUGGGGGGAGAGAGUGCUGCUUGGCGGGGUUUUUGCCCACCCUGUCAAGAUGGGGCAACCCGCUUUGCCAUACAGGUGCUGAGCCGAGUCAUCUUGCGUGCAUGUUUCUCCAAAGGAAUGACGCCGUAUGUGAGGUACACCGGCGGUCUGCAGCCAGCUCCUUGUUUAUUUUGUUAUUUAUUGCGGGAAUGACAGAUUGAUGCGCCACUUCUCCGCUUGUUUUGGCCCGGUCGUCUUGUCGUUUGUAAGAUGCCGUCAUUUUUAAGUCAUUGUCGCUUUGUCCUGAAUUGUACAGUAUUGACUGAUUAAAGAGUGAAUUUCAACCA